CUCAAUGUUCUGUCACGCACGCGCAUUACUGCUGCUGACUGCGGGGACGCGCAUGCGUUUUGCGGCACCUCAGGUACGGAGCGGUUUCGGCAGCCGUUUACCGGGCCGUUUCUUUCCGUUACCGACGCCACAGAGAGGCAGAUAAACGCAGUUUGUGAGGAGCGGCGCGUGCUUGGAUGGAUUUAUUCUUGAGCCAGACUGAAGAAAGUCCUUCCAUUAACUAACCUGGAUAAAUAUUGGUUUACUUUGGCUGACAACCCAGAGGCAGUGGAAAAAUAACCCCUUGAGUUGACCUGAUCACAGGUUAAGGAGCAGUUAAAAGAAGUUGGAUGGAGCACAUAAUCUCCAAGAGAUGAUCUACAGACAUACUGUAGCCAUGUCAUGAGUUCAAGCUAUGGAAGAGUGACCCACGCGUGAUGCCGCAAGAAAAAGUGCCGAUCAGCCAUGCUUGCCUUGCUUAUCUCAAACAAGGACACUGGAUAUUUACUGCUGUCUGGGACUCUCUCUUUUAUCUUGGAUAGUUUCAAGGUACCUCAUAUCACAAGAAAGACUGUCUUGCUUACGGAUGAUAUUGCGAUUUCACAGAAAAAGAUUAAAUUCAAGCUCAAUCAAGAACUCGCAUGUUAAGAAGACGAACUCAAGCAUACACCACACAGAUGGCAGCUGAAUCUCCUCAGCGGCUGCAUUCACAUAUCUGGUUCGGAGGGGAGUGACGUUUGUAUAAUGCAACGCAACGCAGGCAUCGUGGGGAACGGUGGACAGCCAUGGGUACUGCGGCGAGUGCGGCUCACCUGGCUCAGUUUCAUGCUAUUCUUUAUUUUGGUCUUCUUCCCUCUCAUUGCACAUUACUACCUCACCACAAUUGAUGAAGCAGGGGGCCCAGAUAAACGCAUUUUUGGGCCGAGACCCGGAGGAGAGCUUUGUGAAGCGAAGCACGUGCAAGACCUGUGCCGUAUACGAGAAUCCGUCAGCGAGGAGCUUCUUCAGCUGGAGGCCAAGCGGCAGGAGCUCAACAGCGAGAUUGCCCGACUUAACCUACGCAUUGAGGCAUGUAAACGGAGUAUAGACAGUGCCAAACAGGACCUGCUGCAACUCAAAAAUGUCAUCAGCCAGACCGAGCACUCUUAUAAAGAACUCAUGGCACAAAACCAGCCAAAACUGUCGUUGCCAGUUAGACUUUUACCUGACAAGGACGAUCCUGGGUCCCCCCCACCAAAGUCACCCCAGAGUUGUCGCCUACAUUCUUGUUUCGAUUAUGCUAGAUGUCCUCUUACGUCGGGCUUUCCUGUCUACGUUUAUGACACGGGAUCUUAUCCUUGGGGUGAGAAGCUGGACCCGCUUGUUAAGCAGGCCUUUGCAUCAACUGUCAAGAGUAGCGUGUAUGUGACCGAUAAUCCAAGCAUUGCUUGUCUGUAUGUUGUUCUCGUUGGGGAGAUACAAGAAUCGCCCUCCUCUUCCACUCCCUCAUCUUCAGACCUUGAAAAGCAGCUCAAGGCAUUGCCAUAUUGGAGGUUGGAUGGCCAUAACCACCUGCUCGUCCACCUGUCGAGAAAGUCUCUGACACAGAACUUCUUGUACAACGUCAGCACAGGUCGAGCAGCUGUGGCACAGUCUACCUUUUUUGAACGACAGUACAGAGAGGGUUUCGACAUGGUGGUGUCUCCUCUAGUCCAUGCACUCUCUGAACCAAACUUCCUAGAGGUGCCUCCUCAAGUUCCAGUGAAGAGAAAGUAUCUCUUCACGUUUCAGGGAGAAAAGGUUGAGUCUUUGAGGAGCAGCUUGCUCGAAGCUCCACCGCAGUCCUUUGAGGAGGAAAUGGAAGGAGAUCCACCAGCUGACUACGAUGAUCGGAUUAUUGGCACGCUUAAAGCGGUACAGGACAGUCACCUAGACCAGGUUCUCGUGGAAUUCACAUGCAAGAAUCAGGCCAAGCCGAGUUUACCAACAGAGUGGGCGUUGUGUGGAGAGCGAGAGGAUCGUUUGGAGGUACUAAAGGUCUCUACUUUUGCUUUGGUGAUAUCUCCGGGCGAUGGGCAGUUGGUGGCAACUGCAGGCUGCAGCAUGAGAUUGUUUGAGGCCUUGGAGGUUGGGGCGAUACCAGUGGUGCUUGGAGACCAUUCAAAGUUGCCCUACCAUCACCUCAUUCGUUGGAGCGAGGCGGUUAUUAUGGUACCCAAGCCACGCAUUACAGAGCUACAUUUUCUGUUACGUAGUAUCUCGGACAACGACCUUCUUGCUAUGCGACGACAGGGUCGAUUUCUUUGGGAGACUUACUUCUCCACUUCAGAGAAUAUCUUCGGCACUAUCCUGGCUAGCAUACGAACCAGCAUUCAGAUACCAGCCGCACCCAUUCGCGAGGAGCCCGCCCAAGAGAUUCCUCACAAAGCCGGAAAGUUGGCAGGAACCGAUGCUAACAUGGCUGAUAAUGGUGAUCUCGAUCUAGGACCCGUCGAAGUAGAGCCCCCGUAUGCUUCACCCCGCUUUUUGCGCAAUUUCACUUACACCGCUGCUGAUAUUUACCGCACCUGGAAUCGUGCACCUGGCCCUUUCCAUCUUUUCCCACAUACUCCCCUGGACCCCGUACUUCCCUCAGAGGCCAAGUUUCUGGGGUCAGGGACUGGUUUCCGCCCUAUCGGUGGAGGUUCUGGGGGAUCCGGAAAAGAGUUUCAGGCUGCUCUAGGAGGUAAUGUCCCACGGGAACAGUUUACUGUGGUUAUGCUUACCUAUGAACGUGAGGAGGUUCUUAUGAACUCCCUGGAAAGACUAAACGGCCUUCCUUACCUAAACAAAGUGGUGGUAGUCUGGAAUUCCCCUAAACCACCUUCUGAUGACCUACUCUGGCCAGAUAUUGGGCUUCCUAUUGUGGUGGUGCACACAGAGAAGAACAGCUUAAAUAAUCGUUUCCUUCCCUGGGACGCAGUUGAGACUGAGGCUAUUUUAUCUAUUGAUGAUGAUGCCCAUCUUCGACAUGAUGAAAUUAUGUUUGGAUUCAGGGUGUGGCGGGAGGCCAGAGAUCGGAUCGUGGGAUUCCCAGGAAGAUUUCAUGCCUGGGAUCUAAACCAUCAGUCGUGGCUCUAUAACUCCAACUACUCGUGCGAGCUCUCCAUGGUCCUGACGGGCGCCGCCUUCUUUCAUAAGUAUUAUGCGUACCUCUAUUCAUACGUCAUGCCUCAGGCUAUUCGUGACAUGGUGGAUGAGUACAUCAACUGUGAAGACAUCGCCAUGAACUUCCUCGUAUCUCAUAUAACACGCAAACCACCCAUCAAGGUGACAUCACGUUGGACCUUCCGGUGUCCCGGCUGUCCGCAGGCUCUGUCGCACGACGAUUCUCACUUUCACGAGCGUCACAAGUGUAUCAACUUCUUUGUGAAAGUCUACGGAUACAUGCCGCUCUUAUAUACUCAGUUCAGAGUGGACUCGGUGCUCUUCAAGACGCGACUGCCCCACGACAAGACAAAGUGUUUUAAAUUCAUAUAGCACAGGACGAAACAAGCACAGAACUCCAGACGCGUCUCUCUGGGAAUGUGAAGGGAAAAGCAGCUCUUUUGUGUAAAUAUUGGAGGAUUUUAUUUUGAAUUCGUCUUCCCUGAAGCAAAGAGGGAAGAAAUCUAGGAAAAGAAACGUCAGACGUUAACAUUCACUCGUGUGUGUGUGUGUGUGUGUGAUUCAUCAGCAACCACUACAGGAUUUAUUUGCACCGGUCGACGUCUACAACAACCACGUCAAAUAAACAUUUCAAUCAUGUUACGCUGACAGAACAAACACUGACUCUUUCUGAUGAUGACAUAUCUGAGAAGUAUGGUGACAUAUGAACGUUACUUUAAAGGAUUCAUGGAAACGCACUGAUGCUUUUUUACUCCUGUAUGUGUGUGUAUGUUGUGUAGAUGUAUGUGUGUGUGUGUUGCUGAUCAUCACUAAACCCCAGUGAAGUCAUUGUUGAUGGUCAGUAUGAAUAGCACAAGACUACAUGAGUUCAUUAUUGUGAACGGCAGGAUUUAUACAGAUAGGAAUAGCACCAGAUCAAACUGUUGAAUGUUUUCAUCUCCAUCACAAUCAUAUGAGGAAAUCUUCUGUAUGUCAAUAGGAACCAGUCAUAAUGUAUUGUGCAGGAUAAUGUCUGUCUGUAAUGACUGACAAAUAAAUGCCAGGAUCAUAUUUCACCCUGAAAUCCAACAAAACACAAAAUAGGAUUUCUUAAAGUAAAUUAAAUCAACAUGAAGUUUUGUGUUGUUGCAUUGUGAGAUUAUUUUCAUUAUUAUUUUGCAAAUCUUAUUCUGGUUGCUUUUGAAUGCAUUUUACUUUAUUAAAAUCAACAUUAAUUUUAAAUACACUUGCAUCUGUGCUUCACAUGAUCAUUUAUUUCUGAAUUACUUUAAGGAAACUUCAGUUUGUCAUGAAAAUAAUGUCAACAUGAAAACAUUGAGUUUCUUUAAGUAGUAUAAAUGACUUGUGUUGAUUUUGGGGUGAAAUAUGACAGAGACGUGGUCCUGAAGUUUUUACACUGCAAAAAUUCAAAGUUGGAUCAACUUAAAAAAUUAUUUCAAUUGGAAAUAACUAAAAUAUUUAAACAUUUUCAACUUACAUUUUUCACUUAAAGUGAGAAAAUUUAGGUUGAUAAAAGGUUCAGUUUUUAAGUUGAUCAAACUUUGCCUUUAUUUCAGUGUAUGUGAGAUGUUGAUUUUAGAUGAAAGCACAGUUUUGGGAUUGAUUCAGGAGGUUUGUUUAUCUCCUCUAAACGGUACACAUCUCUUUUCUGCUCCUGAUUUUUACCUCUGAGUUAUUAAAAACUGAAAUGUCUGUGCUGACUCUUCCCAUUGGUUAAUUCAUGAUGGUUGUUCUGACAGGUACGGAGAAAAAUGACUACACAAUUGUACACAGUUUUUUCUUUUUCUUUUUUUUGAACACUAAAAUGAGACUCGGUUCUGCUCAGUGAUGAAAGAUUGCUUUUAUGUUACCAGCCCAUUGUUUUGUAAUGUAUGUAUAAAUCUUUUUAACUGUCUGAA
This is a messenger RNA of Misgurnus anguillicaudatus (oriental weatherfish), 5003 nucleotides long. The record is from RefSeq and is a predicted model, not a curated record. NCBI's taxonomy places the organism in Eukaryota, Metazoa, Chordata, Actinopteri, Cypriniformes, Cobitidae.